AUCUUCAAGACCCACCCAAGAACGAUCUUCAAGAUGACUAAGAAGAGAAGAAAUGGCGGCCGCAACAAGCACGGACGAGGCCACGUCCCCUUCGUUCGUUGCUCCAACUGCGCUCGAUGCGUCCCCAAGGACAAGGCCAUCAAGCGCUUCACGAUCCGCAACAUCGUUGAGGCUGCGGCUGUUCGUGACCUGAGCGACGCCUCGGUGUACGCUGAGUACGCUCUGCCCAAGCUCUACUUGAAGAUUCACUACUGCGUCUCCUGCGCCAUCCACGCUCACGUCGUUCGUGUGCGUUCGCGCGAGGACCGUCGCAACCGCGAGCCCCCUGUUCGCGUUCGCUACAACAAAGACGGCAAGAAGAUCAACCCUGCCGUUGCUGCUGCACAAGACCGUGCUCGCACUUGAGCGCGCGUCUAGUGUCAUGACCAGCCAUCCUUCGGCUAUGGGAGAUCACGGUCGAGGGCCAAGCUGGAUGGCGACGGGUGAGGGUAGUCGUGAUGCGUAAUACAGGUGCUUUGCGCGCUGUACUUCUCGCCUCACUUGCGGUUUGGACAAAAAGGGACACAAACACAACCAUUUCCC
Messenger RNA from Ceraceosorus guamensis, 582 nucleotides. RefSeq names its product ribosomal protein S26e. Gene Ontology annotation, molecular function: mRNA binding; structural constituent of ribosome. Gene Ontology annotation, biological process: translation. The transcript is spliced from 4 exons. Gene Ontology annotation, cellular component: ribosome; cytosolic small ribosomal subunit. The record is from RefSeq and is a predicted model, not a curated record. The coding region runs from base 34 to 405 and encodes 123 amino acids. Lineage: Eukaryota; Fungi; Basidiomycota; Exobasidiomycetes; Ceraceosorales; Ceraceosoraceae.